AUGGCAUAUGCGGCCGAGGCUCCCCGCAAGAAGGAAAAGGGUUGGACAAACCCUGAAGUGGAUCCGAGUGGAUGCGAAGGAUACCUCCGAGCUCCCGCGCGGAUUCUCGCAAACUCACCCCAAAUCGGGUAUGGCCAGGCCGAUUCCGGCAACAAAGUCUGGUUGAUCUUCACCACAACGCUGUCUAUUUACGGGGAAGAAAUUGCUCAACUUGACCUCCACUGCGGCCUAUCUUGA
Aspergillus luchuensis is the source of this 237-nucleotide messenger RNA. RefSeq lists its product as uncharacterized. The record is from RefSeq and is a predicted model, not a curated record. The coding region runs from base 1 to 237 and encodes 78 amino acids. NCBI's taxonomy places the organism in Eukaryota, Fungi, Ascomycota, Eurotiomycetes, Eurotiales, Aspergillaceae. The transcript has a single exon.